ACAAGUCCCGCCCCGCAGGCGGCACCGGAAGUAGCAGGCCGAGCUCAGCCUUUAAGAUGGCGUCUCCUCAGGGGGGCCAGAUUGCGAUCGCGAUGAGGCUUCGGAACCAGCUCCAGUCAGUGUACAAGAUGGACCCACUACGGAACGAGGAGGAAGUACGAGUAAAGAUCAAAGACUUGAACGAGCAUAUCGUCUGCUGUCUGUGCGCAGGCUACUUCGUGGAUGCCACCACCAUAACAGAGUGUCUUCAUACGUUCUGCAAGAGUUGUAUUGUGAAGUACCUCCAAACCAGCAAGUACUGCCCCAUGUGUAACAUCAAGAUCCAUGAAACACAACCGCUUCUCAACCUCAAACUGGACCGGGUCAUGCAGGACAUCGUGUACAAGCUAGUGCCAGGCUUGCAAGACAGUGAAGAGAAACGAAUCCGAGAAUUCUACCAGUCCCGAGGCUUGGACCGGGUCACCCAGCCCAGUGGGGAAGAGCCAGCCCUGAGCAACCUUGGCCUCCCCUUCAGCAGCUUCGACCACUCCAAAGCCCACUACUAUCGCUAUGAUGAGCAGCUGAGCCUAUGCCUGGAGCGGCUGAGUUCUGGCAAAGACAAGAAUAAAAGCAUCCUGCAGAACAAAUAUGUCCGGUGUUCUGUUAGAGCUGAAGUUCGCCAUCUCAGGAGGGUCCUGUGUCAUCGCUUGAUGCUAAAUCCCCAGCAUGUGCAGCUCCUUUUUGACAAUGAAGUUCUCCCUGAUCACAUGACCAUGAAGCAGAUAUGGCUGUCCCACUGGUUCGGCAAGCCAUCCCCUUUGCUUUUACAAUACAGUGUGAAAGAGAAGAGGAGGUAGGGGCCAAGCCCCCACCCAUCUUUGUCCCCUUCCCUCCCCAGAUAUUUAUGUGAAAUUAACUUUGGCUUUAUUUUUUGAAAUAAAAACUUUAAAAAAGCA
Molecule: messenger RNA, 935 nt
Organism: Cervus elaphus (red deer)
Lineage: Eukaryota; Metazoa; Chordata; Mammalia; Artiodactyla; Cervidae
Gene: PCGF1
Product: polycomb group ring finger 1
Exons: 9
Coding region: 57-836 (259 amino acids)
Biological process (GO): negative regulation of transcription by RNA polymerase II
Cellular component (GO): PRC1 complex
Molecular function (GO): promoter-specific chromatin binding
Source: RefSeq, a predicted model, not a curated record